AUGCCGAAAAAAAGAACAGCGCUCAAGAUUCCGGUGGCCGUGGAGCCCGAGAUCUGCCCUGAGGCAGUGCGGGGGUGGACGGAUGGCCUCGCCAAGUAUAAGAAGAAAUCUAAGAUGGCGCGUGAGGCGGCCAGAAAACACUUGUCGGCCAUGGGCUGGAAAUUUUGGCGUGCACGGCAGAAGGGAGGUAACCCUGGCGAUUUAAGGUACGAAUCUCCGGCCGGAAAGAAUUAUUACUUGCUUAAAACGGCCUGCCAAGCCUGCGUGGACCCAGACCUCACCGGUGUCGAAAGCACCGGUUCAAAUAGUAGUUCUGAUCCUAAUUCUCCUAUGGAAGAGAAGCAAGAAACAAUGCCAAGAAAGAGAGGCAGGCCAAAAAAGAGCGGAAUAAAGAUGAAAGUUGGUGUGGUAUUGCCAAAGAAGAGAGGAAGGAAGAGGAAAAUUGAUGUAGUUACGCCGGAGGAGGUAUAUCAGAGCACUGAGAUUGGCCCUGAGCCGGGAACGCCGGAGGAAGAACCUCAGAUUAUUGAUUCAUUGGCUUCUGAUCCUGAUUAUAUCAUGGAAGAAGAAGAUUGUAAGGAGUCAAUGUGUUAUACUGAUUCUUCGCCCCAGAAGACGAAAAAGAGAGGAAGAAAGAGGAAGAUAGAUUUGGUAGCGCAGAAACCAGGGAAGGUUCUUGCACAGUUGAAGAGGCUUAGACUUGAUGAAGAACAUCCGAAGUUACAGAUUCGGAGUCCGAGAACAAUUCUUUCUUCUUUGAUAGACAACAAUUUUGUAAUGCUACAUGCGAAAGUGUACUACCGGGGGAGAAGAAGCGGUGACAGUCCGCUGGCGACGGGUCAAGUUACUCGUGAAGGGAUUUUGUGUGAUUGUUGUGCUAAGGUGUAUGCUCUCACUGCUUUUGAAGCACAUGCUGGUAGCACGAAUCACAGGCCGGGUGCCAAUAUCAUCCUCGAAGAAGAUGGGAGGUCAAUUUCGGAUUGCCAGCAACAGUUGAAGAGUUUUAAGGAUGAGAAGAAGGUGAUUAAGAGUAGUAGUAAGUUUGACAAGAUUGAUGAUUUAUGCAGUUUGUGUCAUAAUGAAGGUGAGCUGAUCCUGUGUGAUAGAUGUCCUUCUGCAUUCCAUACUAGUUGUUUGGGUUUGAGUGAAGUAACAGAUGGCGAAUGGUUCUGCCCGGCGUGUUCUUGUGGAAUCUGUGGCAGUGGAAAACUUGAAGAAGGUAGUAUUCCUGGUGAGAUUAGGAAAUGUGAUCAGUGUGAGCAUAAGUUCCAUGUUGGGUGCUUGAGAAACAAUGAAGUGGUUUGUGAACAGAAUUGGUUUUGCAGUAGUAAAUGUCAAAAUAUUAUGUUUGGGCUUGAAGGGCUUUUGGGACAGCCAAUAUUGGUGGGUGACAACAAUCUCACCUGGACACUAUUGAAGUCUUCCUCCACUAAUAGGAUAGACUCCAGAGAAACUCAGAAAAAGCUCAGAGGGGCUCUUAAUGUGUUGCAUAAGUGUUUUGAGCCGUCUGUUGAUCCAUACACACAAAGGGACCUCGUUGAAGACAUUGUGUUAAACAGAGAGUCGAACCUGAGGCGCUUGAAUUUCCAAGGGUUUUACACUGUGCUUUUGGAGAGGAAUAGGGAAGUGAUUUGUGUGGCUACUGUGAGGAUCUAUGGGGAAGUGGCAGAAGUACCUCUUGUGGCCACUAUGUUCCGAUACCGGAGACUUGGGAUGUGUCGAAUUUUGAUGAAUGAGCUGGAAAAACAGCUCGCUAAGUUGGGAGUUGAGAGAUUGGUUUUGCCUUCGUCUCCUGCUGCACUGGAUACAUGGACCAACACUUCGAUUGGGUUUUCUGAGAUGCCUGAAGCUGAAAAACCACAGUUCGUUAAUUAUUUUUUCCUGUACUUUACAGGCACUAUCAUGUGUCAUAAAUUUUUGAAGCAGAGGAGUGCUGCAACACAAUCAACAAUCCCAGUAGAAAACAUGGAACUUGAUGACUCUUCUGGUGGCAUCUCUGUGAUAACACAGGCAGAAGGCUGA
Molecule: messenger RNA, 2022 nt
Organism: Fragaria vesca subsp. vesca
Lineage: Eukaryota; Viridiplantae; Streptophyta; Magnoliopsida; Rosales; Rosaceae
Exons: 1
Coding region: 1-2022 (673 amino acids)
Biological process (GO): negative regulation of DNA-templated transcription
Molecular function (GO): acyltransferase activity, transferring groups other than amino-acyl groups; transcription corepressor activity
Source: RefSeq, a predicted model, not a curated record